This is a messenger RNA of Daucus carota subsp. sativus, 2188 nucleotides long. Its product is annotated as cytochrome P450 97B2, chloroplastic. Lineage: Eukaryota; Viridiplantae; Streptophyta; Magnoliopsida; Apiales; Apiaceae. The transcript has 14 exons. The record is from RefSeq and is a predicted model, not a curated record. Gene Ontology annotation, molecular function: iron ion binding; monooxygenase activity; oxidoreductase activity, acting on paired donors, with incorporation or reduction of molecular oxygen. Gene Ontology annotation, cellular component: chloroplast. Bases 281 to 2041 code for a protein of 586 amino acids.
AGAGUGGGGGGCUUUUCAUAACAAGUGCAAAAUAUAACAAUCACCACUCUAUCCAUAAACAUGUCUGUCCCUGAUUUUAGGCUCCUCUGUUUCACUUCCCUGCAAUAAUAAUAUCCAUAACACACAGACCAGACCAAACCAGACCAGUCUAUCUAUCUCUUCAGAUAAAAAACAAGUAGCCCUGUAGUAACUUGUUUAAAUAUCUGAGCAAGACAAUCCAGUGGAGCAGAAAGGCUGAGAGAGUUUUUUCUUGAGUCCAGGUGGGUGUGGCUUUCAGGCUAUGGCUACUAUCACAGCUGCUAGUAGCCCUUGUUGGAUGAAUCAUCAUCAUCAUCAUUACCACUCUUUUCACACACUUUCCUCUUCUUCAAGACUCUCCCAGUUCAAUUCUCUAUCAUACCCUGCUCUCUAUAGUCACAGUAACAAUCCCAAAUUCUCUUUAAUCAGAUGCCAAUCAACUGAUACCGAAGACAAAACAAAGAGGACCUUGCUGGAUAAUGCAAGUAAUUUGCUCACUAAUUUGCUAAGUGGGGGAAGUCUAGGAACUAUGCCUAUUGCUGAGGGUGCAGUCUCUGAUCUGUUCGACCGUCCGCUGUUCUUCUCAUUGUAUGACUGGUUUAUAGAGCAUGGCUCGGUGUAUAAACUUGCUUUUGGACCAAAAGCAUUUGUUGUAGUGUCAGAUCCCAUCGUGGCAAGACAUAUACUUCGUGAAAACGCAUUUUCUUAUGACAAGGGAGUUCUUGCCGAUAUUCUAGAACCAAUAAUGGGGAAAGGAUUGAUACCCGCUGAUAUUAGCACAUGGAAACAGCGGAGAAGAGUUAUUGCACCUGGGUUUCACACUUUAUAUUUGGAAACAAUGGUUAAAGUUUUUACAAGUUGUUCUGAGAGAACAAUUUUGAAACUUGAAAACCUUCUAGAGGAAAGGAGCUUGACUGGACAAGAGACAGUUGAAUUGGAUCUUGAAGCAGAAUUUUCGAAUUUGGCACUUGACAUUAUAGGACUUGGUGUUUUUAAUUAUGAUUUCGGUUCUGUCACUAAAGAGUCCCCCGUGAUUCAGGCGGUGUAUGGGACACUUUUUGAAGCUGAGCAUCGUUCUACUUUCUAUAUUCCUUACUGGAAAGUUCCUCUAGCACAAUGGGUGGUUCCCAGACAAAGGAAGUUCCAAAAAGAUCUGAAGGUGAUCAAUGACUGUCUUGAUGGUCUCAUCAAAAAUGCAAAAGAGACGAGGGAGGAAACAGAUGUUGAGAAAUUGCAGCAAAGGGAUUAUGUCAAUCUUAAGGAUGCAAGUCUUCUACGUUUCCUAGUUGAUAUGAGAGGAGCCGAUGUUGAUGACCGCCAACUAAGAGAUGACUUGAUGACAAUGCUUAUAGCUGGCCAUGAAACAACAGCUGCUGUCCUUACUUGGGCUGUUUUCCUCCUCGCACAGCAUCCUGCCAAAAUGAAGAAAGCUCAGGCAGAGAUUGAUUCUGUUCUUAGUCAAGAGAAGAUAACCUUUGAAUCAGUUAAAAAACUAGAGUACCUGCGUCUUAUUGUUGUGGAGGUUCUGCGCUUAUAUCCACAGCCUCCAUUGCUUAUUAGACGUUCCCUCACAUCGGAUCAGUUACCAGGAGGUUAUAAUGGAGACAAAAAUGGUUACAAUCUUCCAGCUGGAACUGAUGUUUUCAUUUCUGUAUAUAAUCUUCAUAGAUCUCCAUACUUCUGGGACAAGCCCGAUGAAUUUGAACCUGAGAGGUUUCUAGUUCAGAAACAAAGUGAAAUCGAUGGGUGGGCUGGUUUUGAUCCAUCUAAAAGUCCUGGAGCAUUAUACCCAAAUGAGAUUAUAUCCGAUUUUGCCUUCUUGCCAUUUGGCGGAGGGCCAAGAAAAUGCGUGGGAGACCAAUUUGCACUCAUGGAGUCAACUGUAGCAUUGGCAAUGCUGUUACAGAAGUUUGAUGUUGAGCUCAGAGGAUCUCCAGAUUCAGUUGAACUGGUUACAGGGGCAACCAUGCACACAAAGGACGGACUAUGGUGCAAAGUUAAGAAGAGAUCUAGUGUUCAUUGAAUGAGGCUUUGUAGGCAGAAAUAGCGAGCUCUGGAGAAUGGUGGUGUUUGGCAAAUAAGCCAUAACCAAAAUAAGCCCUUAUUUUAUCUUAAAAAAUGAAUUUUGUUAUAAUUUUUUUGGAUAUAAAUGUUAAAAAGGUGUUUUAUA